This is a messenger RNA of Linum tenue, 2085 nucleotides long. The record is from the annotation of a GenBank genome assembly. Lineage: Eukaryota; Viridiplantae; Streptophyta; Magnoliopsida; Malpighiales; Linaceae.
GUGAACUUGUGUUAUGUACUUAUGUUCCGUUUCCGAAGCAAACUAGGCAAUGGGCGUGUGGCCUUAUAAAACGAAAAGGCCAAGCAUCGCCCCCAUCCCUCUCUCCCUGUGCAGAUCUGAUUCUGAACUGCUUCCAGUUUGAAGGCCUUGCAGCAGAUUUGUAUAUGCUUUAUAAUUUAUUUUUGGCCGCCUCUCUCCGGGCAGGGCAAGUUGAAUAAAGCGAGAGCAUUUCAUUCAUCGCCUUCCAGGGAAGGGGGUUUUGCAGCUCGCCAAUAUUUGUUUGGAAUAAAAGGAAGAAAAGCAGAGCCAUGGCCUCCUCCGACUCUGGCUUCACAGAACACAGAGAGGCCGGCCCUGUGAAGAUUGCCGCCUCCGGCUCCGUUUCUAGUUCUACGGCACAUGAGAAUAAAGAAGAUAACGGUGGUGUGGAUCGGAUUAGUGAACUACCAGAGGGAAUCCUUGUGAGCAUUCUGUCCCUCUUAACAUUCAAGGAAGCGGCUCAGACUUCACUACUCUCAAGUAGAUGGGUAAAUUUGUGGAAAUUGGCUGUAACCGAGCUGGACUUUGAUGCCCCGAAAGUGAUGGAACUUCUCAAGUUCAAACGCUGUCUGAUACCAGAGAAAAGAAUUGAGUUCAAAAAAUGGGUGAGCCGGGUCGUGCAGCAGCUCAAUGAUCUGUCCCCAGGCUCAAAGCAGCAGCUCACCCAGUUUAGAGUUUCAUUCACCUUGAGCAAUCAAUGCAAUUCCGAUGGGGAUAUCGAUGGAUGGUUGAAAUUCGCAAUAUCCAAAAGGGUUGAGUCUCUUGACCUGUCCUUAGUCAAUUAUGUCCAGAUCCGGAAAAGUGAUAACAAGAAUUAUCUUUUCCCAGAGGAUUGUUUCAAUCACAUCAAAACUCCGGCUGGGUUGUCCGACAUCAAGUCCCUCAGAUCCCUUUGCUUGAGUUUUGUGGACAUCAAGAGUGAGACUCUUGAGCACUUCAUCGCUAAUUGCCCCUAUCUUGAAGAAUUAGCGGUGAAAAUGUCAUGGUUACUAGUGAAGCUCAGGGUUGCUGCUGCUACUGGUUCAUCGCUUAAAUUGAAGCGCUUGGAAGUGAGGAGAUGCAGACAUCUGAAAUCUCUGGAGAUUGAUAAUGUCCCAUGCCUCACCCACUUUGCGUAUCAGGGUCGUCAGGAGUCGGUGGAAUUGCAUCUCGAGAAAUGUAUUAGUCUUGUAGAUGUGAACAUAGACUUCGAUUGUUGUAGACCUGGUUUAGUGUUUCACUCCAUCUCCCACAAAGCAGCUCAGUUGGCGACUCUUACUUUGAGAAUGGAGGGGGACUGCCUUUGGUUUCUGAAUGUGGCUGAAUUCACCCACCUUGAGCUGCUGACGGUCGAAAUAGUGAAUGGAAGUAUUGACGAAACUAUCAUUGGCUUGGCUACUUUGAUACACGCUUGUCCUCGGUUACAAACAUUGCGAGUGUUGACGAGUACAUACUCCGCCAUCAAGGAUUCAAGUGCAAGAGUGUUGAAACCAAGUGUUGUUAGAGUAGGUCAUGAAAGCAUUAAAGCGGUGGAGAUUAUUGGGUUUAAGGGCUAUCCAGUUGACUGCGAGUUUAUGGAGUAUGUGUUGGAGUGUUUCGUGGGGAUGGAGAGAAUAGUUGUUGAUCGUAGCAAUCCGACUGGUGGCAUGCCAAAUAUUCCUUGCAGCGAGAAACAACUUGAGGAAGCCAGACAAUGUGCACUGAAGUUCAAAUCAAGAGCAUCCCCUGCAAUUGACUUUGUUGUAAAAUAGUUUUUCGCUUCUGGCCUUGCAUUGCUGCUUGGAGUAGUAUGAGAAAUUUUUGGCUUUGUUGUAAUUUUGUUCUUCUAUUAUCUUCUGGCCCGAGGAUACUGCUUGGACUAGUAUGCUAAGUUAUCAUUUUCUUCUUGUUUUGUUCAUGCCCUUGUGUAUCAGUGUAUGUCUGUCCCUUUGCUUGUAACUUGUUCCCUAUGUAAUCAAUGCAAUUCAGAUGGGGAGCUCGAUAAUGGCUGAAGUUUGCAACCAUAUAAAAAUGGGACAGAGUCCUUGUGCUGGCUUCUUGGGUGGAAGGAUAAACUUUAUACAUUCC